AUGGCGACGCUUUCGGGGCUGCCUAGCGCCCAGCAGGCGGGGGGCACGGGGGAGACUAGUACCGGGCUGGCGCCACGGAACCCCGUGAUGGUCAACAGCGAUACCACGAGCGUGGCGCAGGAGAGCGUCGUGACGUCUCCAAUCCCAGAGCAUGAAAACAACCUCCUCUUCUUCUCCAUCUCCUGCGGGGACGUCAAUAUGGCCCGCACACUCCUCCAAGACGGCCGCGUCCCAUGGAGCGUCAAGGACGCGCACGGCUGGACCCCCGCGCACCUUGCCUGCAGAUUUGGCAACACUGAGGUCCUGAAGAUGGUGAUGGACCUGUCGCAAGGGAAGGCGGCGGCCUCGCAGCUCCCGAACGGCCGCACGCCGCUCCACGUUGCUGCCGGCCUGGGCCAUAUUUCCAACAUGAGGCUUCUCAUCGCGUUUGGGGCGGACGUGAACCUCCCCGACAUCGACGGCCUGACGCCCCUGCACCACGCCGCCGUGUCGGACUCGUACUACGCCGUCGACCUGCUCCUCAUGGCCCAGGGCAUCAACCUCAAGGCAGAGGACAAGCAUGGACGGACGCCAGCGGUCGCAGCGCCGCGCGGGAGCGCCAGUUACCAGAUCCUGGCCGAGGCUGAGGCUGCAGCCGCGGCAGCGGAGGCCAAGCCCGCGGACACGGGGACCGCGGGCGACGCGAAGCCCGGCACGGUGCAGACGGGGGAGAACGCGGCGCCACGAAAGGGCUUUUUGAGCCGGUGUUUCUGCGGGGGCGCGCAAUAG
This is a messenger RNA of Pedinophyceae sp. YPF-701, 768 nucleotides long. The record is from the annotation of a GenBank genome assembly. Lineage: Eukaryota; Viridiplantae; Chlorophyta; Pedinophyceae.